CCCGAAAUCCCCCGAUAAAGGCGGCAGCGGGGCCGGCCCCGCAGAGGAGCCUUCGUCACCGGCCGCUCCUCCUCCUCCUCAGCCCGGCCGCGCUCCGGAACCUUCCAGUAAGGCCGGGGACCUUCCUCGCCCUCCUCAUCCUCGCUCGCGGGGUUCCGGAACCUUCCUUGGGGCCUUCAGCCUCGGUUUUGAGUCCGGGACCUUCCUCAUCCUCGUUUGGUGGGUCCGAGAUCUUCCUCAGCUUUCGGCUGUCCGGGAUCUUCCUCCAGCUCUCCACGGGUCCAGGACCUUCCUCAUCCUCGUUUGGCUCUUCCUCCUCCUCCUCCUCCUCCUCCUCGCCGUCCCCGCGGCCGCCAUGGGCAACGCCAAGAGCGGGGCGCUGUCCAAGGAGGUGCUGGAGGACCUGAAGACGAGCACGCGCUACUCGGAGGAGGAGCUGUGCCGCUGGUACGAGAGCUUCCAGCGGCAGUGCCCCGACGGCCGCAUCAGCCGCGCCGAGUUCGAGAAGAUCUACGGCACCUUCUUCCCCAACUCGGACCCGCAGGGCUACGCCCGCCACGUCUUCCGCAGCUUCGACACCAACGACGACGGCACGCUGGACUUCAGGGAGUACAUCAUCGCGCUGCACCUCACCUCCUCGGGCAAGACCCACCUCAAGCUGGAGUGGGCCUUCUCGCUCUUCGACGUGGACCGCAACGGCGAGGUCAGCAAGGGCGAGGUGCUGGAGAUCAUCACGGUGAGGAAAUUCGGG
Lonchura striata (white-rumped munia) is the source of this 751-nucleotide messenger RNA. Lineage: Eukaryota; Metazoa; Chordata; Aves; Passeriformes; Estrildidae. The record is from RefSeq and is a predicted model, not a curated record.